Molecule: messenger RNA, 1839 nt
Organism: Andrographis paniculata
Lineage: Eukaryota; Viridiplantae; Streptophyta; Magnoliopsida; Lamiales; Acanthaceae
Product: aldehyde oxidase GLOX-like
Exons: 1
Coding region: 41-1699 (552 amino acids)
Source: RefSeq, a predicted model, not a curated record
UCCAUCACAAUUGCUCACCCCCAAAGUACUGUCGUCGUUAAUGGCGAUUUUCAAGAAAGCUGCAUCUUUGAUCUUGUUUCUCACUCUUGUUUCUCUCUCAGUCUUUGCUCUGGCGGCCGGCGGCGGCGGAGAAUGGAAGCUUCUACACAGAUCCGUGGGGGUCUCCGCCAUGCAUAUGCAGCUCCUGCACAACAACAAGGUCAUAAUUUACGAUCGUACGGACUUCGGCGAAUCGAAGCUGAAGCUGCCGCCGGGGAAAUGCAGAUCCAACGACGACGUACUUCGGAAAGACUGCACGGCGCACUCCCUCCUAUACGACGUCGUUUCGAAUACUUACCGUCCGCUUAUGGUCCACACCGACUUCUGGUGCUCCUCCGGCGCCGUGAUGUCCGACGGAACCCUAAUUCAGACCGGAGGAUUCCACGCCGGCGAUCGCAAAAUCAGGCUUUUCUCACCCUGCGACGACGAUCAAUGCGACUGGGUUGAACUGCAACAGAACUUGACUGUUCCAAGAUGGUAUUCUUCCGACCAUAUCCUCCCCGAUGGCCGUGUGAUCAUCGUCGGCGGAAGAGCCGAAUUCAGCUACGAAUUCAUCCCCAAAAAUCAAGAAUCGGAGAAUCGAGUUUUCCACUUCCCAUUCCUGCAAGAAACCUCCGACCCUAUCGAAGAAAACAAUCUUUAUCCAUUUCUUCACCUCUUACCCGACGGGAACCUCUUCGUCUUCGCGAAUCAGCGCUCCGUCGUUCUGGACUACACCAACAACAAAAUUCUGCGAAAAUUCCGGCCGAUCCCCGGCGGGAAGCGGUCGUAUCCGUCGACAGGAUCGUCAGUGAUGCUUCCGCUGAGAUUAAAUUUCACCGGAGAAGACGCUUCAUCGACAUUGCCAUUAGUGGAGGUGCUCGUCUGCGGCGGCGCUAGGGGUGGCGCUUUUUUCAAGGCCUUCGCCGGCGUAUACGUGGCGGCUUCAGAAUCCUGUGGGCGGUUACGGGUCACCGACCCGGACCCGGAAUGGGUAAUGGAGAUAAUGCCAAUGAGUCGGGUCAUGCCCGACAUGCUACUGUUACCCACCGGUGACGUUAUCAUUAUCAACGGAGCUGGUAAAGGUUCAGCCGGGUGGGACUUGGCGGACGGACCGGUUUUGAACCCGGUUCUUUACAGGCCAGGCGAAGGGGAGAGAUUCAGUGUGCUCAAUCCCACCUUAAUACCGAGAAUGUACCACUCAUCAGCGACUCUUCUGCCAGAUGGCAGAAUCUUAGUGGGAGGAAGCAAUCCACACGAGAAGUACAACUUCACAGGCGUGAGGUACCCCACGGAGCUAAGCCUGGAAUCCUUCUCCCCACCAUACCUGGCAUCAAGGUACAACCAAGUUCGCCCUAAGAUAUUGUCGGUAGGGUGGCCCACAGAAGGCACCAUAUCCUACGGCCAGAAAUUCACAAUCUCCUUCUCGAUGAAGUCGCCCCAACCUGCGGGCGACCUCACCGUAACAAUGACUGCACCCUCAUUUACCACGCAUUCAUUCGCCAUGAACCAGAGGCUUCUAGUGUUGUACGUCGAAGAUGUACAACACCCAUCAGCGUCAAUUUACAACGCCACGGUGUAUGCACCCCCCACAGCCAAUAUCGCACCCUCAGGCUAUUACAUGGUGGCUGUUGUGCACCAGGGAGUUCCCAGCCACUGCACUUGGGUUCGAAUUAAAUAAUUAAUAUUUAUUUAAUUAUUUCAAUAUAUAUAUAUUUUUUGAUCUACAUUACGUUAUCCCAGUUAUUUGCCCAUUGUUCAAAUCAAUUAUAAUCCAAGUGUAGUAAAAUAAGAUGCUUUUCUCUGGAUGUGAAUUUCGGA